AUGACAGAAGAUUCCAUCUGGAAAGAUCUGAAUUGUGUGUUUGCCGAAAAGUACAAUCCUCCAUCAUUUGUAGAAUACGCAACUCUCCAUGAAAUCAUCAACUAUGUACGUUCUGUGGACUUUUACGAUUCGCCGUGGUUGAAACAGCUCCGUUCGUUUACAUGUGUAUAUUCCAUCGAUGACAUCAGCAGUCAGGUAGAGCAAGAGUACUCGAAAAAGUUGAAGGAAAUCUCGUCUUCUGCCGAGAAUGUCAGUGAAUCUACUGUGGACAAACAUCCAAUCGUAGCAGCCAUCAAGCAAAAGGGAACUUUCACGAUGCUGGAUGAAUGCCCUGACCCCCAAGACCAUUCUGAAUCACCUGCCAACCGCAAAUUCUAUUCGACUGUUUUCAAAGAACACAAAAUGCUAGCGCAGCAUGUUCCGGACAGCAUCCACGUCCAUGCAUUUGCAAACAGACUAAAUGUAUUGCAUGUAAUCAUCAUGGGACCUUCGGGAACACCAUUCGACAGCACACCUUUCUACUUUAUUUUCAAGCUGGGCAGCGAUUAUCCAGAAAAACCACCCGAGGUGACAUAUGUGGCUUACUCGCAAGAGCAGCUGAAUCCAAAUCUUUACCAAAAUGGAAAAGUUUGCACGAGUUUAUUAGGCACAUGGUCCGGUCAGGGUGUUGAAACUUGGAAUCCAGCAAAAUCGAAUCUUCUUCAAGUAUUAUUGUCAAUCCAAGCACUGAUUUUGGUGCCGGAACCGUAUUAUAACGAAGCCGGAUACGAAACAAGAAAACAGCAGACAGAAAUGGCCGAUCGCUCAAAGCGUUAUAAUGAAACAGCCACAAUUAACUCACUUGAGUACCUGCUCAAGAUAUAUAAGGAUCCUCCAAGUGACUUCAAAGAACUUGUGAAGGAGCUGGUCGAGAAGGAAUACGCAGGGUAG
Molecule: messenger RNA, 930 nt
Organism: Cylicostephanus goldi
Lineage: Eukaryota; Metazoa; Nematoda; Chromadorea; Rhabditida; Strongylidae
Source: the annotation of a GenBank genome assembly